Molecule: messenger RNA, 954 nt
Organism: Paramecium pentaurelia
Lineage: Eukaryota; Ciliophora; Oligohymenophorea; Peniculida; Parameciidae
Source: the annotation of a GenBank genome assembly
GAUGUAAUAAAGCAAAUAGUUUACUAUACGUAAAUCUACUGUAGUGUAAAAACCUAAACUAGAAGCAAGUAAAAUAGAAUAUUUUAUUAAAGUUCAACAAAAACCUGUGUGUAAGAUUCUUCAGCAAACCACUGUUUAGCAAUCUUAAUUAUUAGAGAAUAAUUCAAAUGUAUUUAAGUAUUGAAUGAGAUUUAAACAUUUUUAGUAGAGAUGAAUUAAAAAAAUUAUAGAAUGAAAAUGAACAACUAAAGUAAUUGCUUAAUAAUAAGUUUUAAGAGUAUGAUAAGAAAAUUACAAUAAUGAGCGAGGUAUUUUUAUUCUUAUCAAAAGUUAACAAAAUAAUUAGAAAACGAAUUGAAGAAAAAGGAAGAUGAUAUUGAUUAUUUUGUUCAUAGGAUUGAUAUAAAGGAUAAGGAAAUCAAAUUAUAGAAAGAACUUAUUAUUAAAUUGAAAAAUAAGAAGAAGGAUUAUAAGAAGAAAUUCCUAGAAUCAUAAUAAUCGAAUCAAUAACAACAAUAAUAAGAUCCCUUUUAAUAAUUAUUAGAAAUGAGAGCACUUCUUCUCUAAUUUAGAUUGACAGCUUAGGUUCUACCAAUUCUUUAAUAAUAAUCUAGAUUAAGAUAAUAUUAAAAUCAAUUUAUUGAUGUAGACAAUAUGAAUUAUGAAUAAUUAUUAUAGUUAGGAGAAUAGAUAGGGUAUAUUUUUAGUAUUUAUAUUAGAACUGUGGAUAAUGGUAUAGCUAGAGAAGAUAUCAGAAGAAUUCGUAAGAGAGUGAUACAAGCAAGUGAUAAUAUAUAAGGAGUAUGUCCAGUUUGUUAAUGUAAUAUGGAAAUAGGGGAGAAGUAUAGGAAAUUGGGUUGCAAUCAUUAUUAUCAUGCUAAAUGCAUUAAAAUAUGGUUAUUGUAGCAUAAUAAUUGUCCUGUUUGCAAACAGACUGUUGUAAUUGCUAUUUGA